CUAUACCCUAGUCGUUCACGUCAAAAUUGUUGAAUUUGUGUUUAUUUCUGUUUCUGUUAUAAUAAUCGUAAUUAAAGUAAACAGAAUGGCUGAAAACGUAAAUAUAGACCUAUCAGGGGAAAUUAAUGCUACUACAGAGAAGAAAGGCUUACAAAAGUAUGUGAAUGACAUGGAAUUGAUUCUGCAGCAUGUUCGAAGUGGUGCAGCUCCAGCCCUCCUCUUGGGCUUCAUUAACACCCGGAGACCUUGGACCCAGUUUGUGGCCACUGAGAACUUUAAGGUGCCAGCGUCGGUGCCCAGGCUGACACGGCGGUUCUAUCGCAAUGUAGAAUAUUUCCAAGGAAACUACUUGAUAGUCUUUAUAGGCCUUUUUAUUUAUUGUCUCAUCACAACUCCACUACUGCUAAUUGCGAUGGUUGCUAGCUUCUUCGGCUAUCGGAAGUUGACGUCAGGUCCUAACAAUUGGAAGCCAAGAAUCGGCGGUUGGGAGCUUAGUAAGACACAGCAGUACGCGGUGGCUGCAGCUGCCUCUAUGGUUAUUUGCUGGCUAGCUGGAGCUGGAGCCGUGCUCUUUUGGGUGCUCGGUGCGACUGUGACGGUAGUGGCUCUUCAUGCGGGUUUCUACGACGCCGAGUCUCUACCGCAGCUCGAAGACCCGGAGCAAUUCCCCAUGAUCGAGCAGAGUUGUUUGACGCUCCUUAUUGAUUCCUUACUGAAGUCGGAUCAAAUCAAGCCGAAAACAGAAGUCAUUGAAAUCUCUGAAUCUAUUCCUGUAGUUGAAAAAUUAGAUACAAAAAAGCUUUCUGCCAUUCAGAAGACAUAAGUAUUUAUUUAGUGUUGGUAACAUAUUAUAUAUGUAAUAGUUAGGAUAAAAAAAUCUAGUAAUAGUUAUUUUAAUUAAACAGGGGCUCUGUCUUAAGUAUUAUUACUGAUGAUAAUGGAAUUUGAUGUUGGUCUAUUUCAUCGACGUUUUAAGGUUUAGAUAUGUAGUUAAAUAAAUUAAUAUAUCCGUGGCUUGGUACACGAAGUGCCUAUUACUUGCGCAAUUCUUUUACCGAGCCUCAGUUAUAUGUUUAAUGUUUCGUUGGUGCUUAAUAUUUUUAAAAACUGUACACCUUGUCC
Hyposmocoma kahamanoa is the source of this 1122-nucleotide messenger RNA. RefSeq names its product prenylated Rab acceptor protein 1. The transcript has 8 exons. The coding region runs from base 86 to 823 and encodes 245 amino acids. Gene Ontology annotation, cellular component: Golgi apparatus. Lineage: Eukaryota; Metazoa; Arthropoda; Insecta; Lepidoptera; Cosmopterigidae. The record is from RefSeq and is a predicted model, not a curated record.